AUGCUGUUGCUGCCAAGUGUACGUUUUUUUUGUUUAAUUCUAAAAUGAUAUGUACUAUAAGGGCCUGCAUAAAUAUGGGCCUAAAUGGAUAAAUAAGGGACCCACGAAUAGAAAAACAAAAAAAGGCGCUCAACAUAGGCCAUGUUGUAUAUCGAAUUGCUCCAUUUUUCCUCCUGAAUCCGAAUUUGAUACUUACAACCGUCCUAUUUCACUCCAAACUCCGUAAACGCUCAAAAUGCCGUUUCAAAAUGAACCGACGAUAGCCAAACAAGAAAUUUGCACAAAACAGGUCCAACUACAUAUUAAAUUGUUCCAUUUCAGGCUCUUUCACAUUAAUUCUCUUCUGAUUUUUAUUGAAAUCCCUGUCAAAAUCUAACAAAUGCCAUUUUCUGCUAAACAAGGCGCAGUACGAUGCUUCAAAAACCGGCGGGUGUCCGCCGGACCUCCAGAACCGCUAGCUGACCUAGCUGACCCUAAAUAGGCUAUGAGCGUUGUCUGAGGCACCAGCACAAAAAAGACGCCAAGCAGGGUUGCUGACGCGCUUCCGGUGACUUGGUACGCUUGCGGCAGGAUGACAAUUCAAAUCAGCGCGAAAACACUUGCAAACUCGUCGUUUUCCGCCGAAAUUGUUCCAUUUUUUCAAGAAAAUAGUGUUUCUUAACCCGGGAAAACUCAAAAUCCGGCGGAAAACCCUUUAGAAAUCGGUUGUUAAGCGGUUGUUUCCGUGUUCUCAUCAUUUUCCGGAAAUUCGCUGUCGUGCGGUUUCCAGGUCUCAUUUCUCCCCGGAUUUGCUAAAUUUGUUCAGAAAUUGCUCAAAAUAACCAUUUUCUCGUGUUUCUCCCUUAAAAACGUGAUUUUUUAGUGAAAAUCGUAUUGAUUGUGAGUUUUUCAGAUGCUGUCACUUUUGAACAGAUGGAAAUCCCAGCCGGGAGGCGCUACUAAUGCUGGUGAGUUGGAAUGUGAAAUUAACACAGCAUUAGAGUUUUACAAUUUUCAAAUUUCAGCCGCGUUCAUCCGCGUUCUCGAGUCGCCGAAGAGCUCAGUGCAGGACAAAGUGCACGUGUUGCGCGCGUUCAACGACUGGGACAUUCUGACGAACACGUGGUUCGAGGUUGCGGACGCGCUUCCAGCCAUCGAGAAGUUCCUCGAGGUGGCGACGUUCCCGGAGCACUCGGCGGCCGCGCUGCUCGUCUCGAAGGUCUAUUUCUGUCUGGAACAGUACGACCGCGCGCUGGAGUUCGCCCUGCGCGGCCAGUUCAACGUGGUGCCGGCGGCGCGCGUCGGGCUCGGAAACGACGCCGAGUACGUGAAUAAGGUGAUCGAGACGGCCGUCGACACGUACAAGUCGCUGAGCGCGCAGAACCUCGUCGUGUCGGCCAAACUCCGCGAGCUCAUCGACAAAAUUGUCUCCCGCAAUCUGGACAAGCACGAGAUCUGGUACGUCAUCUCGCUCGGAUUCGAAACCAACAAUUUGGCGAUGAUCGAGCGAGCGAUCGCUGCGCUUCCCGAGGAUUUGAGCGUCAAAAGUCAAGGUAAGACUGGGCCAUGACACUUUUACAGCUUUUUAGCGAAAAGUUCAAUGAAAAUUUGGUGGUUUUUGAGCAGAAGGCUUUCCUGCUGAAAAGUGACGAUUUUCGACUUCUUUCGCCGUGUUUUUAAUCAUGCACAUCAGAAAACGCGCAACUUUUUCAGUGGUCCUCAUCGAAACGCUGAACCGCGUGGCGAACGGCGCCUUCGACCGCACGUUCCGCUUUAAUGUGAUUGAUACUGUCGUCAAAACGUACCUCAGAUGCCCGUCGCCGGAUAUGUCCAAGAUUUGUGAGGUAAAAACUUGUUUUGUACACGAAAACAGCAAACUUUAAACUUCCUCGUUUUUUCAGUGCUAUGUGCUGACGGACAACGCAAACGCGACGGCCGACGCGAUCACGACGCUCGUCUCGAAAGGACAGCACAGCCGCGCCUAUCAAAUCGCGUUCGAUUUGUACGAAACGGCGAGCCAGGGCUUCCUGAACCGCGUCCUUCAGCGAUUCCGCACUCAGGAGGAGGACAAGACGAGGGACCCGGUGCCCAUGGAACGGAUCCACUCGAUCCUGAACGGACACGAGACGGUCAAGGCGUAUUUGGACUUUUUCGUCCGGCACAACCACACGGACUCGGGGCUGAUGGAGGAGAUCAAGGAUAACAUUCGGACGGCGUCGGCGCACAACGCACUGCUCAUCGCAAACGGUCUGAUGCAGUACGGCACGACGUGCGACGAUUUUCUGCGCAACAAUCUCUCGUGGGUGUCGAAGGCGACGAACUGGAACAAGUUCAACGCGGUCGCCUCGCUCGGUCUGGUGCAUCACGGACAGGAGACGUCGGCGCUGAAGGUGCUCGAUCCGUACCUGCCGAAAGAGUCGGUCGAAGGAUUCGGGUUCAAAGAGGGCGGCGCCAUGCUCGCCUACGGACUGAUCCACGCGAAACACGGCGACGCGACGGCGAUGAGCACGCUGGCGCAGUGGCUGAAGACGGCCGAGAACGAGCCGGUGCGGCACGGAGCCUGUCUCGGGUUCGGAGUCGCCGGAUUGGGAUCCGCAUCGCAGCAGAACUACGAGCGUGUCAGGGAAGUGCUGCAGAGAGACGAAGCCGUCUCCGGAGAAUCGGCUGGAAUCGCGAUGGGACUCAUUAUGGCCGGCAAUCUGAGUGCGGACGUGUUCAACGAGCUGAAGCAGUACACGGUCGAUACGCAGCACGACAAGACGCAACGAGGCAUCCGGACGGGACUCGCGUGCGCCGCCUUCGGACUCCAAUCCGACGCGGAGCCGUUCGUCGCAGAGGCUCUCCGCGCGAAAAGCAACCCGAUGCUCCGUUCGACGGGCAUCUGCAUGCUCGCGAUGGCCUACGCCGGCACCGGAUCCCCCGAAGUCGUGCGUCGUUUGCUCGAAAAAGUGGCGACCGACCCGAACCUCGAUGUGAAGCGCUACGCGACGAUCGGCAUCGGAUUCGUACUGUCGCGCGACCAGUCGAUGUGUCUGCAGUACGUGUCGAUGCUCACCGAGCACUUCAACGGACACGUCCGCUACGGAGCGGCGAUGGCGUUGGCGAUCGCGUGCGCCGGAAGCGGAAACAUGGAGGCGAUCGCGCUGAUCGAACCGAUGAUAUCCGACAAGGAGGGAUUCGUGCGGAAGGGAGCUCUGCUCGCGUUGGCACUCAUCAUGUGCCAGCAGACGGACUACUCGUGUCCCAAAGUCAACGGAUUCCGCAAGCAGCUACUCAAAAAGGUGAGAAAAUUGAAGCGAAACGGCGGAUUUUGACUGGAAAACCCAUAAUUUUUGUUGCAGAUUGGCGAGAAGAACGAGGAUUCGCUGGUGAAGUUCGGCGCGAUCAUCGCCCAAGGCCUCCUCGAUAUUGGCGGACAGAACGCGGCGGUGCUGAUGCACAAUGCGGACGGGCAGCCGGACAUGGGCUCGAUGGUCGGAAUGAUGUGCUUCCUGCACGGCUGGUUCUGGCACUCGAUGCACUUUUUCGUGUCGCUCGCCGCGAAGCCCUCGUGUCUCGUGACGGUCAACCAGAACCUGAAGAUUCCGGUGCUCGAGUACACGUGCAUGGCCAGCAGCCACAAGUUUGCCUAUCCGCCGAAAACCGAGUCGAAGAAGGACAAGGAUGUGAAGAAGGUUGGAAAUUCGGCUUUUUUUGGACAAUUUUAGACAGAAUUCUACUUUUAUCCACUUUUAUCUGCGAGAAAUGCAAAUGCAACUCUAAUUAAUUGCAGGUGGAGACGGUGGUGCUGUCGAUUACGGGCAAAAAGAGCGCUCAGAAGAAGCAGGCGGCGCUGGAGGAGAAGAGACGACGAGACAUGGCCGCGUUCGAGCAGAAGUUCCAGGCGGCGAGCGAGAGUGUGCAGAAGCACGAGAAGGCGGUCGCGUCGGCCGCGGCGGCCGCUUCCGGAGGCACUUUCACGUUCACGCCGCCGCCGAUCAACACGGCCGCACUGAAUGCACUCAAACCCGCCCUUCUGGCCAGCAUCGAACGGACCGAGAAGGCGGCGGCCGAAGGAACCACCGCGGUCGACGCGGAUCCGGCGAAAAAGUGAGCAUUUUCAGGGUUUAUAGUUAUAGGGAAAUGGCGCUACAACGCAAUGAAAAUGUACGGAACAGAACUGCCAUUGACAUCAAUAUUAUCAAUUGAGAUGGGAAACAGAGUUGAGAUAAAAAAUUUGAACCUUUGCUUCCCGGUCCCUGAUAAAUGUGCGCAAAGUUGCAGGCCAAAGACGGAGCGCCCGACGCAUCGUCUCCAAAAUCCGGCACGUGUCAUUCCGUCGCAGAGAAUGUACAUGGCGCUGGCCGAUCAGAAGUCGUACAAUCCGAUGAAAUCGCUCACGAAAGGAGGCAUCGUCGUCGCCGAGCGUAUCGAUAAGGAGAAGGAGGAGGUGUUCGUCGCCGAGGUACUUUUAUUUUACGGGAUUUUUUUACGGGAAAAACGGAAACAUUUCAAUUUAAAUUUGAAUUUCAGGUGGUGACGAAAGUGCAGACGGUGGCCGGAACAUCGAACGUGGAGCUGAAGGCGCACUCGACAUUCGAGAUCAACAUCAACGACUACUAA
Molecule: messenger RNA, 4581 nt
Organism: Caenorhabditis sp. 36 PRJEB53466
Lineage: Eukaryota; Metazoa; Nematoda; Chromadorea; Rhabditida; Rhabditidae
Source: the annotation of a GenBank genome assembly